This is a messenger RNA of Chondrus crispus (carragheen), 876 nucleotides long. RefSeq lists its product as hypothetical. Gene Ontology annotation, molecular function: nucleic acid binding. The coding region runs from base 1 to 876 and encodes 291 amino acids. Gene Ontology annotation, biological process: DNA integration. The record is from RefSeq and is a predicted model, not a curated record. Lineage: Eukaryota; Rhodophyta; Florideophyceae; Gigartinales; Gigartinaceae. The transcript has a single exon.
AUGAAGUACGCGUUCAUCACGCAGAACCGUGAGGAAUUCCCGAUCAAGUUGAUGUGUGAUGUGCUGGAUGUCAGCCGCGGAGGCUAUUACCACUAUCAAGCGAAAGGUGCAGGCGAAGCGUCCCCAGAGCUGGACUCGUUGUUAAGCCUGGUGCGCGAGCUUCACCGGGCCAGUGAUCAGAGUUAUGGCUCACGGCGCAUGAAAAAGGCUUUGGGGUUGUUAGGCCACCCGUUGAGCCGCCAGAAGGCCCGCAAGCUGAUGAAACUGGCGGGUGUGAGCGUACGACACCGCAAGAAAUUCAAGGUGACCACCAACAGCGCGCACGAUCAUCCGGUCUACCCAGACUUGGUUAAGCGCCAGUUCUCAGUAGCCCAGCGUGACCGGGUUUACGUCAGCGACAUCACCUACAUCUGGACCCAGCAGGGUUGGCUGUAUCUGGCUGUGGUAAUCGAUCUGUAUUCACGAAAAGUGGUGGGCUGGAGCAUGAGUUCGCGCAUGAAAGCGCAGCUCGUGUGUGAUGCGCUGACGAUGGCAAUCUGGAACCGCCGACCGCCAGCCGGGCUCAUUCAUCACUCUGACCGCGGUUCGCAAUAUGCGGGCAAGAAACUACGCAAGCUACUCAACGCUCAUGGCUAUCGAGGCAGCAUGAGCCGCAAGGGAGAUUGCUGGGACAACUCGGUUGCCGAAAGCUUCUUUGGCAGCCUGAAGCAAGAGCGGGUCCAAUGGCGAAACUAUCAAACUCGCUAUGAAGCCCAACAGGAUGUUCUGGACUACAUCACGAUGUUUUACAACAGUCGGCGACUGCAUUCGACCAUCGGCUACGUCAGUCCCAAUGAGUUCGAGAAGCAGUCAAUGACGAUCAAGAAAGCCGCUUAA